Messenger RNA from Neogale vison (American mink), 2777 nucleotides. It is a transcript of the gene HOXB3, whose product is annotated as homeobox B3. Bases 1 to 1290 code for a protein of 429 amino acids. NCBI's taxonomy places the organism in Eukaryota, Metazoa, Chordata, Mammalia, Carnivora, Mustelidae. Gene Ontology annotation, cellular component: nucleus. The transcript is spliced from 2 exons. The record is from RefSeq and is a predicted model, not a curated record. Gene Ontology annotation, biological process: regulation of transcription by RNA polymerase II. Gene Ontology annotation, molecular function: DNA-binding transcription factor activity, RNA polymerase II-specific; RNA polymerase II cis-regulatory region sequence-specific DNA binding.
AUGCAGAAAGCCACCUACUACGACAACGCCGCGGCAGCACUCUUCGGAGGCUAUUCCUCGUACCCUGGCAGCAAUGGCUUCGGCUACGACGGUCCCCCCCAACCCCCCUUUCAGGCCGCCACGCACCUGGAGGGCGACUACCAGCGCUCGGCGUGCUCGCUGCAGUCCCUGGGCAACGCCGCCCCUCAUGCCAAGAGCAAGGAGCUUAACGGCAGCUGCAUGAGGCCCGGCCUGGCCCCCGAGCCCCUGCCCGCCCCGCCCGGCUCACCCCCGCCCAGCGCCGCACCUACCAGUACCACUAGCAACAGCAGUAAUGGGGGCGGGCCCAGCAAAAGCGGCACCCCCAAGUGCGUUCCUGGCUCCAACUCCACCCUCACCAAACAGAUAUUCCCCUGGAUGAAAGAGUCAAGGCAAACGUCCAAGCUGAAAAACGGCUCCCCCAGCACAGCGGAGGGCUGCGGCGGCGGCGGCGGUGGCGGCGGCAGUGGCAGCGGCGGGGGCGGCGGCGGCGGCGGCGGCGGGGGAGGGGACAAGAGCCCCCCGGGGUCGGCGGCGUCCAAGCGCGCGCGGACGGCGUACACGAGCGCGCAGCUGGUGGAGCUGGAGAAGGAGUUCCACUUCAACCGCUACCUGUGCCGGCCGCGCCGCGUGGAGAUGGCCAACUUGCUGAACCUCAGCGAGCGGCAGAUCAAGAUCUGGUUCCAGAACCGGCGCAUGAAGUACAAGAAGGACCAGAAGGCCAAGGGCCUGGCCUCGUCGUCCGGGGGCCCCUCCCCCGCCGGCAGCCCCCCGCAGCCCAUGCAGUCCACGGCCGGCUUCAUGAACGCCUUACACUCCAUGACCCCCAGCUACGAGAGCCCGUCCCCGCCCGCCUUCGGCAAAGCCCACCAGAAUGCCUACGCGCUGCCCUCCAACUACCAGCCCCCUCUCAAAGGCUGCGGCGCCCCGCAGAAGUACCCCCCGACCCCGGCGCCCGAUUACGAGCCUCAUGUCCUCCAAGCCAAUGGGGGCGCCUAUGGGACGCCCACCAUGCAGGGCAGCCCCGUGUACGUGGGCGGGGGCGGCUACGCGGAUCCGCUGCCGCCCCCUGCCGGCCCCUCCCUCUACGGCCUCAACCACCUUUCCCACCACCCUUCGGGGAACCUGGACUACAAUGGGGCGCCCCCUAUGGCCCCCAACCAGCAUCACGGACCCUGUGAUCCCCACCCUACCUACACAGACCUCUCCUCUCACCAUGCGCCUCCUCCUCAGGGUAGAAUCCAAGAAGCGCCCAAAUUAACACACCUGUGAUGGGAGAGGGAGGGCGGAGGGGCGAGGCCAUGGGGUGGAUGAGAGCCAGAAGGGGCGCGAGGCCGCGGGGCUCCAGGAGGGCAGCCUGGAGGUCUGACGGAGAAGGCCAGGAGGGAUCAGGCACACUUCCUGGGAAGGCCAGGCCUGCAGCUCCUUUCUCUUCCCCUGGCCUGAAAAGUUACAUUUUAAGGUUCCCCCAGUCCCUGGUUGGAGAGGAAUCCACAGCGGAUUGUGGAGAAGACCCCAUCAACCCUAGUCCUCCAGCCCAGUUGGGAUUCUAUGCUCCCGAGUUGGGUGGAGGAAGAGGAGAUAAGGAAGCAAGGUAGAAAAGCACAUUAAAACAAACAAAAACAGACAAGAUGGCUAGGCCAUCACCAACCAACCAACUUACCUUCCAUCUCUGUGGUUAAUUCCUCCAAAUCUUGAUUUUUUCCCCUCUUCCAAUUCUCCUUUUAAAAAACAAAAGAAAGCGCAUUUCAAAACCAAGGGCACAAAGCACGCUCCCCUCCCACUUCCAUGAAGCCUCAAGUUUCUUCCCAACUAUUUGAGGCUUACUGGGCAUUCCCUCCAUUUUUAGCCCCCUAGUUUCUGCUUUAGGACAUUAAUAUCUCUACCCCGCCCCCAUCUAUUACGGUUUUCAGAGGGCUCAGGGAUGGUGAGAGAUCCUGAAAGUCAGAGCUGUCUAUAUUAUAAAUAUAUAUUUUUUUCUUUUAUGGAAACUGGGAGGUCAGAGCAGGCAAGGUGUCAGGACUAAAGGUUUGCCCAUUCUGCUGCCUCCCAUCUCAGCUCCAGAACCAUCCCCCUCUCUCCACAGAAAGCAAUCGGCGACACGAGGUUCUACACUUUUCUUUUCUUCUGUUGCUCUCUUGACUUAACGUGAAAACAGGGUAUAUUUUAACAAACUGUCUGUCCCACGCAGGGGCUGCAGCUGGGCCUGUGCGCCUUGCCCAACCCCCUGACAGGACACUUUUGUUGCACUUAGAGUUUACAUUUUAAUGGAUAUAAAAACAACUGUGAGAGAUGCCUGGGCCUGCAGGAAUCCAGCAUCGCUCAAAAAGUGUGUUCUAGUGAACAUUUUCAUAUAUAUUUAUUGGUUAUAGCUUGUUAAAAUAUUUUCUUUUUUGUAUUAUUUAUCCCCCCUACAUUAUGUAUUUAUAUGAGGGAAAAAAUGAAAAACUGUACUUUUUUAGUAUUUACUUGUUAUAAAGGACAUUGUGUUUCCUGUCAUGUAAAACCAGCUAUUUUAGUUAUUAUUGUACUCUAGAAAAGAGCUGUAGAUUUAUGUUAAACUCGUACUUAUGAGCAAUUGUAAUUAGUUCUAAAAGGCAUGAACUCAGCUCCUAUUGUCACUGUAUAGUCCUGAAUUUGUAGAAUUAGAGUUAAUUCCCUCUUGGAACUUUCUUUAUUCUUCUGUAGUUACUUUUUUCCUUACUUGAAAGGGUUGUCUGUCAAACAAUUCUUGAAUAAACUUUCUGUUAACAAUUUUA